This is a messenger RNA of Dinoponera quadriceps, 2328 nucleotides long. Its product is annotated as casein kinase I isoform alpha-like. Bases 86 to 1141 code for a protein of 351 amino acids. The transcript has 6 exons. Gene Ontology annotation, cellular component: nucleus; cytoplasm. Gene Ontology annotation, biological process: peptidyl-serine phosphorylation; negative regulation of canonical Wnt signaling pathway; signal transduction. Gene Ontology annotation, molecular function: protein serine/threonine kinase activity; ATP binding. The record is from RefSeq and is a predicted model, not a curated record. NCBI's taxonomy places the organism in Eukaryota, Metazoa, Arthropoda, Insecta, Hymenoptera, Formicidae.
CGGAACUCGUGCGCGUGGCAUGACCAUUGGCACCAUUUCUCACGAGUGAACCUACCGUUCUCUCUCACUGUGCUGUGGUGGUGACAUGGCGUCGUUAGCGGUAUCAAUAGCGAAGAAUGAGUUUAUCGUGGGUGGGAAGUACAGGCUGAUGAGGAAGAUCGGCUCAGGUUCGUUCGGCGAUAUUUACCUCGGCAUCAACAUUUCCAAUGGCGAGGAAGUUGCAGUCAAGUUAGAGAACAUGAGAGCCCGGCACCCGCAGCUUUUGUACGAGUCGAAGCUGUACAAAAUAUUAAACGGUGGUAUAGGAAUACCGCAUAUACGCUGGUACGGUCAAGAACGCGAGUACAAUGUUCUUGUCAUGGAUCUUCUCGGACCUUCUUUGGAGGAUCUGUUCACUUUCUGCUCAAGAAGGUUUACUAUUAAGACAGUCCUGAUGUUGGCGGAUCAAAUGAUCGGUAGGAUCGAAUCUGUUCACUGCAAACACUUCAUUCACAGAGACAUAAAACCGGACAAUUUUUUAAUGGGUAUUGGUCGGCAUUGUAACAAGCUAUUCCUAAUUGAUUUUGGAUUGGCCAAGAAGUACAGAGAUAGUCGUACAAGACUGCACAUAGUAUAUCGUGAAGAUAAAAACCUAACUGGUACUGCAAGGUAUGCUUCUAUUAACGCACACCUUGGGAUCGAACAGAGCCGUCGGGAUGACAUGGAAUCACUUGGUUACGUCCUCAUGUACUUUAACCGGGGAUCAUUGCCCUGGCAAGGUCUCAAGGCGGCGACGAAGAAGCAGAAGUAUGAAAAAAUUAGUGAGAAGAAAAUGUCAACGCCAGUUGAAGUCUUAUGCAAGGGAUUCCCCGCCGAGUUCGCGAUGUACUUGAAUUAUACGCGAGGCUUACGCUUCGAAGAAAGUCCAGAUUAUAUGUAUUUACGCCAACUCUUCCGCAUACUUUUCCGUACGUUGAACCAUCAAUACGAUUACACAUUCGAUUGGACGAUGCUGAAGCAAAAAGUAGGGAAUAGUACUAUCAGCGGUGGGGUAGCAACAGCUGGACCAGGUCCCUCUCAAGGUGCUCAAGGUACUCAAGGGCAGGGACAAAGCCAAGGUCAAGCAACUACUCAGGCCAACACUCAAUCAGGGGCGCGCUAAGAGUGUAACUCCAGAUCGUAGCAACAAUUUGGAUUGCGAUCGCUGAAAUGUUUUGUAUGGGAGGUACCAAAAACUUCUCACAAGUUGUUCAUUCAAAGAGUCGUAUCAAUCAAGGUUCUAAUUUCACUGUGCAAGAGGAAGAAAGAGAGAGCGAAAGAACGAAAGGGAAGGAGUGGAAGGAAAGGAGAGAGAGAGAGAGAGAGAACGUAUGAUUAAAAUUGCAAUAUUCAUAUAAUGCGACAUAACAAGACGUGUAUAUCACGUAAUUCACAAAGUUAUACACGACAUAUUUUGUGUGAUAUUGGUAACUUAGAGUUUCGGUUGAUUGAACUCUUUGUAUUGGAAACGCGAGUAAGACCCAGCCAGCUAGCUUGUUAGCCAAGUUCAAAGUGGCAUGUUCUUUAUUUUGUUACUAUAUAUUUAAUUUACCGUUAUUCAUUGAAAACGAAAUAAAGAUCUCGAUGUCCUGAAGAUGACUUGUAAAUGAGUUGAUUGACCGUUGAAUGACCUCGAAUACGAAUAGUCAGAUCAAGCUGGAAGUUUGCUGUAUAAUUUUUAUGAAAAGGAAGAAAGUGGGAGAGGACAUUCAGACCAUUCUUGUGGUAAUAAUAAUCCUGUAAAAUUUUAUAUCUAUACUUCUACAAGCGGAAAUGCGAUGCACGAGAAAAUAUGUGAAUGAGAGAGAAAGAGACAGAGAAAGAGUGUAUGUGUGCGUGUGUGUGUUGAAAGAGUGAGAGUAUGAGUACUAUCAUAAAAUAAACUGACAUUUUGCUUCCUAAAUUUUGUUUUCAGUAUAUAAUAUGAACAUACUACGUGGAGUGUUGAGAAAAUGUUAAUAUUUUUCUUAUCAGUGUGAUAUGUCGGCAACGCCAAAGAUAUUAUUCCACGUAUCUUUGACGCGUUUGAACUGAAUAACUUUUGUUUACAUGUAUAAACGAUAGCCCCCCCUCCUCCAUAUGAUAUUAACAUGAUUUGAAGGAUACCGUAAUGUUAAGGCAAUCGUCUAAUUUUUAAGUAUCUACUACCGUACUGUAUCGAGUAUAAACGAAGCGAGUGGCUCCAUGAAGAAACGAAAUGAUUAACGAUUCUAUAUCAUAAGGAUAUCCCCCGAUUUAUUCUCUUUCUGUCUGUGAAUAUGUUUAUUCAUUCGCGAUUGCGGAAAUAAAAUUAUUGUGAGAAAAGAGGGA